This is a messenger RNA of Prunus armeniaca (apricot), 885 nucleotides long. The record is from the annotation of a GenBank genome assembly. Lineage: Eukaryota; Viridiplantae; Streptophyta; Magnoliopsida; Rosales; Rosaceae.
AUGCCUAUGCUAAGUCUGUGUUUUACUCAAGAGGACUGUGAGGCAAUUAUGAGUAUUCCCUUGGGCUCGGUGGUGCAUUUGCAUGAUCAUAAAUAUUGGUUCUUUGCUAAGGAUGGAAAAUAUUCUGUAAAAUCUGGUUAUUGGGUUGCCUUACGUCAAUGCAUGGGGGCUAUUAUGGAGGGAGGGAGCUCAGACACGAGCCCUCAGAAACUUUUUUGGAGGAAGGUGUGGGCUCUGAAGGUCCCUAACAAAAUCAAGCUUUUAGUGUGGAGGGCCUGUUCGAAUGUGCUACCCACUUCUCUCAAUCUAUAUUUUAAGAGGGUACUUCAAACUCCUUUGUGCUCCCGUUAUGGGAAAUCAGAAGAAACUGCUCUUCAUGCAUUAUGGAGCUGCAUGAGGAGUCGGAAAUUCUGGAAUCUCACCCCCUUUUAUUGUCGGCUAGAGGCCUACCAUGGGUCUUUUGCAGAUAUUUUUGAGACAGCCACUCAUGUCUUAUCGGAGCAGGAAUUAAAAAAUUUUGCAGGUUGUGUCUGGCGCUCAUGGCUCAUUCGAAAUGAUACUCUGCAUGAGAAGGAGUCAGGCAUUUUGGGAGAGGCUAUUGAGAGGACCUUCGAAUUCAUGCAAAGCUUCCAGCAGGGUAAUGCGAGAUGUAGGCCAACCUUGCUGCCUCAUCAUGUUUGCUGGAUUAAACCACCACACCAGUCACUAGAUCUUAAUUGUGACGAAGCGAUGGUGACUGAGAGCACUGUGCGUGGAUUAGGGGGUUUGUUUCGCAAUCAAGAUAGUGAGUUUCUUUGCGAUUUUGCUUGUGAUGGACCGGCUGGAUUUGAUGUUCUGGGAACUGAACUUGCGGCAAUGCGGGAAGGGUUGUUGAUGGCUUCAUAG